UAAAAACCAAUGGAGGUGGAAAGAACAAAGUUAGGAACCCUAAAAGCUCCUACUCAUGGAAAGUUCAUUACAGUUCUCAGCAUUGAUGGAGGUGGAAUUAGAGGAAUUAUUCCAGGAAUUAUAGUUGCCUUCUUAGAGUCCGAGUUACAGAAGCUAGAUGGUGAGGAAGCAAGAGUUGCAGAUUACUUCGAUGUAGUUGCAGGGACAAGCACAGGUGGUCUGUUGACCAUCAUGCUAACUGCAGCCAAUGACAACAAUCGCCCUAUGUAUGCUGCCAAAGAUAUCAAGUCCUUCUAUUUUGAUAACGGCCCUAAAAUUUUUCCUCAAGUGAGUUGGCCACUUGCCAAAAUGAUCAAAGCAGUGCUUGGACCAAGGUACGAUGGCAAGUAUCUCCAUAAUCUCCUUAAGCAAAAACUGGGAAACACAAGAUGUCAACAAACAUUGACCAACGUUGUAAUCCCAACUUUUGACAUCAAGCGACUCCAGCCCACCAUCUUCUCCAGCUUUGAGGUGAAGAGCAAGCCACACCUCAAUGCCUUACUGUCAGAUAUAGGUAUUGGAACUUCCGCUGCCCCAACUUAUUUUCCUGCCCACUAUUUUGAAACCAAAGACUCUGCAGGUAAGGUGGAAAAAUUCAAUCUUGUUGAUGGUGGUGUAGCUGCUAACAAUCCGACUUUAAUUGCUAUUGGAGAAGUGACAAAAGAGAUUCACAGGAAAAGCCCAGAUUUCAAUUCUAUAAAAGCAGCUGAUCAUUAUGGUAGACUACUGGUACUAUCACUGGGAACAGGUUCUCCUAAAGUUGAAGAGAAGUACACUGCAAAUGAAGCAUCCAGAUGGGGAGUGUUUGGUUGGUUAGUAAGUGACCUGAUGUAG
Prunus mume (Japanese apricot) is the source of this 873-nucleotide messenger RNA. The record is from RefSeq and is a predicted model, not a curated record. Lineage: Eukaryota; Viridiplantae; Streptophyta; Magnoliopsida; Rosales; Rosaceae.